Molecule: messenger RNA, 947 nt
Organism: Anneissia japonica
Lineage: Eukaryota; Metazoa; Echinodermata; Crinoidea; Comatulida; Comatulidae
Product: spermatogenesis-associated protein 4-like
Exons: 5
Coding region: 193-801 (202 amino acids)
Biological process (GO): regulation of cytoskeleton organization
Cellular component (GO): axoneme
Molecular function (GO): microtubule binding
Source: RefSeq, a predicted model, not a curated record
CACUGGGUAAUAAAAAGAAUAUACAACCGUUAGUGGGCGUCUUACACAGGCAUGACGUUUUUACGAACGGGACUUUGCUCUCUUGUUCUAUUUAUACUCUUUGCUUUGAUACUGUAAACACAUUGGUUACUAGGGCCUGGCUAAGGCCUUUGCGUUCGCUCCCAUCCAUCUGCACAACGUAAGUGAUCCAGGAUGGUUUCCCUUCCUCGAGAUGUUCAUAAAUGGCUUCAAAGUCUAGAUCUGUCUUUUCCGGUUAGAAAUCCAAGGAGAGACUUGUCGAAUGGUUUUUUGAUAGCAGAGAUAUGCUCAUGGUAUUAUCCUGAUGACAUCAACAUGCAUUCAUACAACAAUGGCAAUUCUCUUGAAAGUAAGCUGGGCAAUUGGUUUCUGCUACAGAACCUUUUCAAGAUCCAUUGCUUAGAUGUACCUGUAGAGCUCAUAGACAGCACAAUUCAUUGUCGACCAGAUGGCGCAGAGUUGCUUGUUCAAUAUUUGUAUACCAAAUUAACCAAUAGAAAAAUUAGGCGAUUGGAAUUGGAACAUGAUAUUGACUUUACAGAUCAUAGCUACCAGAUGAGACUGCCACUACAUGCCAGAUCGACAGCUUCAACAUCUGUGAAAACCAACCUAAAAAUUACUGAAUUUUCAACAGAGCCAAACAUCAUAACUUGUCAACAAAAGGCCCAAGAAGUUAUAAAUAGAAGAAUAGAGCAUAGGCAAAAGGAAAGAUAUGAAGAUCCAGUUCGCUAUAAUGUUAAGCCAACCAUUGGCCAACUGUCAGUCAGAAAUGUGAGCAUGUGAGCAGGUUUGCUAAUUAAGAAAAUGAUUUAGACAAAGAAAGUGUAAAGUUCACAGCCAACAACAAAUAAUAUACAAGUCAGAAUAUUUUGUAAGAAUGUAGCUUCUGAUGUUUAUACUAUUAAAAGUCAUCAUCAACAUUCCAUAAA